This is a messenger RNA of Morus notabilis, 616 nucleotides long. RefSeq lists its product as uncharacterized. The coding region runs from base 66 to 404 and encodes 112 amino acids. The record is from RefSeq and is a predicted model, not a curated record. The transcript has 3 exons. NCBI's taxonomy places the organism in Eukaryota, Viridiplantae, Streptophyta, Magnoliopsida, Rosales, Moraceae.
CAAACACAACUAACCUAUCUCUUCCAGAGUCGCAGGAGCUCUAGCUCCAGAUCGAAGCAAGCACAAUGGCGGAUGCGCAGUCAGUUAGAGAAGAAGUUUCGUCCGCAAAAGCUGUCUUGCUAGGAGCUUUAGCCCCCGGUGUCAACGGUCCCACAUGGAAUACUCUAAAAUCAGCGUUUCUGUUGUUGGGUCUGUCUCUUUCUCUGAUGCUCGCACUGGCAAUCUCUUCCAGCGAUUCCUCCCUGGUUCUUCAUGUCGGCUUUCUGGUUCUUAUCACUGCGACUUUGUUCCUUCUUCUCAGUUGGUUUCUUGCACAGACUGGUUUGGUAACAAUUGAAAACCAAAUGCGCGACUUGGACUUAGUGCCAAAUGCUGGCUCAGAGACGAAUAAGAAGAGAACAUAGAUUUAGAUUGUUCUUAUAGCAUGGCAAGCAAAUACAUUAUCAAGUUUGGAAGAGAAAAGACCCUUUAAGAGGUCCCUUUAUUACAUGACAAAAGAAGGAAAAGAAAACAACAUUUUUUUUUCCUGCAAUUCUUGAGAUAUACAUUGGAGUGACCAAAUUUGCAGGUUUCAGUCACUCUUGGCAACCUUGUCGUUGUCGUUGUCGUUGUCCUA